Molecule: messenger RNA, 1398 nt
Organism: Brugia malayi
Lineage: Eukaryota; Metazoa; Nematoda; Chromadorea; Rhabditida; Onchocercidae
Product: Fringe-like family protein
Exons: 11
Coding region: 1-1398 (465 amino acids)
Cellular component (GO): membrane
Molecular function (GO): acetylglucosaminyltransferase activity
Source: RefSeq, a predicted model, not a curated record
AUGUUGUUAGGGUUGUUGUGUAUUUGGGUGAUUUCGGCCUACGGAAUUGAUGAUCGAAAAGCAUCAGUGGCCGAACAUGAAAUUUCAAUUCUUUUUGUGAUUUUAUCACAAAAUGCUGACUACGAUGCUCACAAAACUUCGGUUUUAUUCAGUUCAUUGAAAGGACAAAUUUCGGAGAAUUCAAAUUUGCAUGCCGAUAUUCUGAGAACACAUGAGGAUCUGCCGGAACUAACUGGAGCUUGGGCAGUUUGGCCAAUGCUGGAAAGUCUAUCUCGAAAAUAUAAAGAAACGUGGGAUUGGUUAUUUAUCUGUGAGCCAGAUACAAUGGUGAAUAUUAGUGCUUUGGUCGGAUACCUGAAUUCUUUUGAUCGUAAUGUAGGUCAUGCAGUUGGACGAGGAUUAACUGAUAAAACGAAUACAAUAAUUCACCAUUUUUUCAAAUAUGAGGAUGAUGAGCAGCACUUUUUUUAUCCUGACUUUUCUACUGGACUAGCACUUUCGUGGACUUUACUCAAAAAUGAUGGUGCCCUUGUCUGGAGAGGUUUCACUAUUGAUGCAAAGCAUGAGUUUGCCAGGCUAUUAAAAGACAAACGCGGUGUCAGAUUAAACAAUACGCUGUCUUUCUGCCUUUUGGAACACGAAUCGCAGUGUAUUACUCGAUAUGUACAACCGGACUUUCAGUGCAUGAGUAAAAUAACCAACAACGAUGUCUAUUUUGCAAUCAAAACCUUCAGCGAGUUUCAUAAAACCCGUAUUGUAAUUGUAAAACGAACUUGGGCGAAAACAGCGAAAUUUGUAGAAUAUUUUAGCGAUAUGGAAGAUCAUUAUGUACCAACUAUAAAUCUUGGUAUUCAAAAUACUGAAAGAGGACACUGUGGAAAAACUUUUGGUAUAUUGUCAUAUUAUUUGAAAAAUGACGAAAUGGUAAAAAGGAGGUGGUUGGUGAUAACAGAUGAUGAUACUUUGAUAAGUGUUCCAAGACUAUAUGAACUUUUAUCAUGUUAUGAUACAAAGAAGGAAAUAAUUAUUGGUGAAAGAUACGGUUAUGGUUUUAGUGCUGAUGGUCGUGAAGGAUAUGAUUAUCCAACUGGUGGUUCUGGAAUGAUAUUUUCGCGAAAAGCUGUAGAAAAGAUUACAGCGUCCUGUGGUUGUCCGAGUAUCGAUUCACCUGAUGAUAUGAUUAUUGGUAUGUGUGCCCGUCGUCUUGGCAUCCCCAUAAUUCACUCUGCAGCCUUUCAUCAAGCUCAGCCGGGCGAUUAUUCAGAAUUGUACCUUAAGCGAAUACGGCCUAUAUCAUUUCAUAAAUUCAUGAAUAUAGAUCCAUAUGAAGUUUACAUGGAACGCCUAUAUGAAUCGUCCGCCCAAACAGCUAGUCGCCCAGUACAUUCCGAGUUAUGA